UGAGCCGGCCGUAAUAUCUUCGGAUCCAUCGGCCCCAUUGGCCAAUCUGCUUCGUUCGGUCCACCUCCUCGAUCUUCAUCGCCAUUCGCCUCCGCGCUGGCUGUUCCGGUCCUGCGUCCUGUGUCGGGUCAACAAAUGGCCUCCUCUGAACACCAGCCCCUCCUGCCCUCACACCAGAGCAGCCAGGGCAACGCCAACACUCCCCGCCAGCGAAGACGAGCACGGCGUUACUCGGACGACGACGAUGGACCCAACUACCCUUUUCUGGCUCUCUUUGGCCUUUUGAUUCUGACAACUCUCGCCGUCUACCUCCACUUCUGGAACUAUGGCAACCCCUUCCUCAAGCCGUCCCUCGCCAGCACCAUCAAAGUCAAACGGAUUGUCCAUCAUCUCGAGAACCUCGACACCAUUGCCCGCUCCAACCCUCGCUUCGGAAAGUCUCGUUCGGUUCUGCUCGGCUACAAUGCCUCGGCCGAGUACUUUUACGACACCCUGGUCAAUGAAACGGACUACAUUGUCACCAAGCAACCCUUUGAGAUUGAGCUGUACGGCUAUGCCGAGCCUCCCGUCCUCUCCAUCUCCAACGUCUCACUGACCCCCGAGGUCGACUUUGGCAUUUUGCCAAAGUCUGGCGCCGCCGAUUUGAUCGAUGUGCCCAUCGACGCCGUCCACGGCGGGUGCAGCGCCGCCGACUUUGACGAGCUCACCCCCGGACACGUUGCGCUGCUCGUCAAGGAGGGCCCCUGCUCAUACCGGCUCAAACUCAAGCUCGCCGUCCAGGCAAAGGCCGCUGCCAUCCUCAUGUACUCCAAGUACUCCAACCCUGGUCCCGCCUACGGUCGCUGCGAAGACUGCGACCUGGUCCCUGCCAUCGGCAUCACUCACCAGCUCGCCCUCGACAUCUUCGAGCGCAUUGCCAUCCACCCGGACCACAAGCUCACGCUCUCGGGCCGGCUCCGCCCCGCCACCCAGGUCGUCACCACCCUCAACAUCGUGGCCGAGACCCGCGGGGGCCGCGACGAUCGCGUCAUUGUUUCGGGAUCGCAUCUGGACUCGGUCCCCGAGGGCCCUGGCAUCAACGACGAUGGCUCUGGCGCCUCGGCCACCCUCGAGAUCGCCCUGAGCUUCUACCGCAGCGGCCUUGCCAAGAAGACUGUCAACAAAGUCAGAUUUGCUUUCUGGUCCGCCGAAGAGCUCGGUCUACUGGGCAGCUACUACUACGUCAACCACCUCAAUGCCACCAACCCCAAGGAGCUCAAGAAGAUUGCCCUCAGUCUGGACAACGACAUGCUGGCCAGUCCCAACUACAUUCGCGCCAUCUAUGACGGCAAGAAUGCCGAGAAGGAAAAGAUGCGCGGUCCCAGUGGCGUCAUCCAGAAGGUCUUCCAGAAGUGGUUCGACCAGAACGGGCUCCACCACCAGCCCACCGAGUUUGACGGACGCAGCGACUAUGCUGGCUUCUUGCUCUACGAUAUUCCCUCUGGAGGUCUCUUCACUGGCGCUGAGAAGAUCAAGACCAUGGAGGAGGCCCGGCUUUACGGCGGAAUGGUUGGCGUUCCUUACGACCCGUGCUACCACCAGCUCUGUGACGACCUGGUCAACAUCCAGGGCCCCGGCACCGUUAUUCUGGAGGAGAUGGCCGUUGCCUUGGCCCACGCCAUCGACCGAUUUGCCUUCGAGCCCGAUCUCAAGGGGCUCCUGGCCGGACGUGUCCCCAUCUAGAGAGACAGCUCGAUCCGAUCCAGCAAUACCUUUGUCCCAGAUCCAGCUCCCCUUUGCGCUCCUCUGUUCUCUUCCUCGCUCGUCCUCUUGUUUCCGCCUUUGCUCGCACCCUGGUCCCGUUAAAGGGCGAGGUCGCUGGGAGAGGAGACUUGGUGCCGUACACAAUCGACGGAUAUGACAUAACGACACAACACACCUCUUCCGCGCCGCUUGAUCCUUGGCCGCU
This is a messenger RNA of Polychytrium aggregatum, 1948 nucleotides long. RefSeq lists its product as uncharacterized. Gene Ontology annotation, biological process: proteolysis. Gene Ontology annotation, molecular function: metalloexopeptidase activity. Bases 136 to 1722 code for a protein of 528 amino acids. Lineage: Eukaryota; Fungi; Chytridiomycota; Chytridiomycetes; Polychytriales. The record is from RefSeq and is a predicted model, not a curated record. The transcript is spliced from 7 exons.